This is a messenger RNA of Lepisosteus oculatus (spotted gar), 2599 nucleotides long. The record is from RefSeq and is a predicted model, not a curated record. NCBI's taxonomy places the organism in Eukaryota, Metazoa, Chordata, Actinopteri, Semionotiformes, Lepisosteidae.
UCGUGUGGAGAGAGAAACAAGGUUCAUUUUAAGGCCUGGGAUAAUGUGUUAUGGUACGAUGAUGUACUGUAACUCAAACGGUUAUUGGAAGUAGAUAUAUAUGCCAUUUGCAAAGGAGGAAUAUUUCUCAGUGUGUUUUAUUGUUUGCCGUUGAUAUUUGUGGACUGUUUCGCUAUGAGAUACUGCGGACAUAAAGAAAGAUGGGAAUUUCGGACAUGUCUCCAUUUUGCGUUUCUGUUAUUUCUAUGGGAAAGGACUUCGGCUCAACUCCGUUAUUCCAUUCAGGAGGAGGUUAAACAGGGUACUUUUGUGGGAAAUAUUGCAAAGGAUCUGGGAUUAGAUUCCGAACAAAUAGCGGACCGUCGGCUUCGCAUCGUUUCUGGAACAAAAAAACAGCUCUUUCAGGUAAACCUAAAGGACGGCGCUUUACUUGUUAAUCAAAAUAUUGACAGAGAAGAAAUGUGCAGUAAAAUGUCUCAGUGCAUUGUUAAUAUAAAAGCUGUUGUAGAAAAUCCUCUGGAAAUCCACCAUAUAACAGUAGAAAUUGUGGAUGUUAAUGACUAUACACCAAGUUUUCCAAACAAUGAGAAAAAAAUAGAAAUCCCGGAGUCCGCAACAACAGGAGCACGAUUUCAGUUAGAAGCUGCUCAUGACCCAGAUGUUGGUUCAAAUUCUCUGAGAUUUUAUAAACUGAGUCCAAAUGAAAAUUUCGAAUUGGAUGUACAGGGCCUUAGCGAAUACAAUAAAAUUCCAUUUUUAAUUCUGCAAAAACCUUUAGACAGGGAACGCAUUCCUGUGUAUAACCUGCAGCUGACCGCUUUUGAUGGUGGUAAACCACAAAGAUCAAGUACUCUUAACAUUACAAUCAUAGUCCUUGACAUCAAUGACAAUGCGCCAGUAUUUGAUCAGCAGAAGUAUUCGGUAACACUGAAAGAAAACACUGCAAUCGGUACAUUUAUCAUACAGCUAAAUGCAUCAGAUUUAGAUGAAGGUGCCAACGGUGAGGUUGUGUACUCCUUCGGUAAUACGUUCAGGAGCAGAGUGUCUGAGCUUUUUGAUUUGGACGGUAGAACUGGACAAAUCAAAGUCAAGGGUUUAAUCGAUUUUGAAGAGGAGCAGGCUUAUGAGAUUAACGUGCAAGCAUCUGAUAAAGGAGCCGUGCCUUUAACUACGCAUUGCAGUGUUUUUAUAAAAGUAGAAGAUCUGAACGACAACAGGCCGGAAAUAGAAAUCACUUCUUUGUCCAGUCGGAUUCCAGAAGACGCGCGCCCCGGUGCUGUGAUAGCUCUGAUUGGUUUAACGGACCGUGAUUCUGGUACGAACGGCCAAAUAAAGUGUACCCUUUCAGAAAACCUUCCUUUUGAUUUGAAGCCAUCGUCCGAAGACAAUUUCUACUCAUUAGUGACAAAGCAGCAGUUAGACAGGGAGUCCAUUCCUGUCUACAAUAUUACAAUAACCGCGAACGACUUAGGGAUUCCUUCCUUAUCAUCAGCUAGAACCAUCAGUGUGGAGUUAUCAGAUGUAAAUGACAACAGUCCCAGAUUUAAUCACGAUCCAUACAUAUUAUACUUAUAUGAAAAUAACUUCCCAGGGGCCUCCGUAUUCUCGGUUAGUGCAUCCGACUCAGACAUAAACGAAAAUGCCCUUGUUUCAUAUGAACUGGGAAAUGGACCGAUGGACGGAACAGUAAGAUCUUUCUUAAACAUCAAUUCGGAAAACGGGAAUAUUUACGCUUUGAAAAGUUUUGACUUUGAAGAGCUUAAAAGCUUUAAAUUCCAAGUCGUAGCCAAGGACUCUGGAGUGCCAUCGCUGAGCAGCAAUGUCACAGUGAAUGUUUUUAUUCUGGACCAGAACGACAAUACUCCCAUGAUUUUGUCUCCCUUAAAUUCUAACGGGUCUGCUGAAGUUGUGGAGGAAAUACCCCGGAAUGUGAACGCAGGUUAUUUAGUCACUAAAGUGAGGGUUUACGAUGCGGAUGUAGGAUACAACGCCUGGUUAUCGUUUUCACUGCUCCAAGUUACGGACCCCAGUCUCUUUAGUUUGGAGCGCUACACAGGAGAGAUACGGACACUUCGGUCAUUCACGGAAACGGACAGCACCGAGCAUAAACUGAUCAUACAGGUAAAAGACAACGGCAACGUUUCAUUUUCAGCAACAGCAACGGUGCUUGUUAACACAGUCGAGGCCACAGAAUCGUUUGCGAUUGCUGAUUUUAAAAACAUUGCUAAAAAUCAGGACGAAAACAAUGUAACGUUUUAUUUAAUUAUCACAUUGGUGUCAGUUUCAGCGCUUUUCUUGAUUAGCAUCUUUGUUUUGAUAGCAAUCCAGUGCUCUCGAUCUAGAGCCUAUGCUUCAAAGUGUUCUAGGGAUAAAACUUACGCGGAAGUCAGCGGGAAUGGAACUCUUUGCCACAGCAUCCAGUACAGAGCCGGAGAGAAACGCUACAUGUUAGUGGGACCCAGAACGAGUAUAGGCUCUAUGCUCGGCGUGGGAAGCAAUGGGAACACUCUGGUCAUCGCUGAGAACGGAAGGAGAGCUUCGGGAGAGAACUUCAGCAGAUAUACGAUAUUCCAUUCAGGAGGAAGCUAAGCAAGGAACA